This is a messenger RNA of Arabis nemorensis, 270 nucleotides long. Lineage: Eukaryota; Viridiplantae; Streptophyta; Magnoliopsida; Brassicales; Brassicaceae. The record is from the annotation of a GenBank genome assembly.
AUGGCAUGUGAGAUUUACUCAUGGAGGCUAAACUUUGUCAUAAGACAGGGAGUUAUUACUAAAGAUGUAGUUGAGCUGAGGAAAUCUAUCGGCGCACCUGGAAUGGCCGUCCUCCAGUUUGCUUUUGGAGGCGGCUCUGAUAACCCACAUUUACCUCACAACCAUGAAGUGAACCAAGUUGUAUACUCUGGAACUCAUGACAAUGACACUAUCCGAGGUUGGUGGGAAACUCUGGACCAAUGGACCAAGAAGAAAAGUCUAAGGCAAUGA